Molecule: messenger RNA, 3207 nt
Organism: Lepisosteus oculatus (spotted gar)
Lineage: Eukaryota; Metazoa; Chordata; Actinopteri; Semionotiformes; Lepisosteidae
Gene: rbms3
Product: RNA binding motif, single stranded interacting protein
Biological process (GO): chloroplast rRNA processing
Cellular component (GO): cytoplasm; nucleus; chloroplast thylakoid membrane
Molecular function (GO): mRNA binding
Source: RefSeq, a predicted model, not a curated record
UGUCGUCAGCAACAGCCUAAGAUCCAGCUGAGAAAGGAUAACUUCACACGAGCGGGGUUCUUCUUUUGUCACAACAGAGCUUUGCCCGUUAGAAAGAUAAUAAAAUGAAAUAGUUAAUAACGAACACAUAAGCCUUUCUUGAACAUGUCGCUGGCUGUAAUAUAAGCUGGACCGCUGAAGCACAAGAGCGAGCGAAGAUGGAGCUGGAUGUAAAGGGGAACUCGCCGUGCUCAGAUCCCAUCCCCCACUCUCCCAGGUCUGGAGGCUGUCAGCAGCAGGACCAGCAGGAUGGGCAGCAAGGGGAAAGUGUAACUACCAGUGACAGCCACAGCAAGGACACCACAGCAGACAGCGACACAGACGACAGUAAAAGAACAGCAGUCGCCAAGACUCCCAGCUCUCCUGCAUAUAGCAGAUGGUCCAGUUCACAGCAGCAUCAGGCCAGCGCUGCGGUGAGAGCUUACAACAGUAAAGCGCAAGUGACCAUGAGCCCUGGCUUUUCCUCACAGUGGAACAGUAGUCAGGCUGCCUGGAACACAUAUCCCUUCCCUCGAGCCAGCCUCCACUACCAGUCACACGGCAGCUACACCUGCUGCCCUGGGCAACCUGCUCAGUCUUAUGCACCAGCGCCUCACCCCAUGGCUCCCCCCAGCCCCAGCACCAACAGCAGCAGCAACAGCGGAGGCGAGCAGCUGAGCAAAACCAACCUGUACAUCCGGGGCCUCCCUCCCGGGACCACCGACCAGGACCUCAUCAAGCUCUGCCAGCCGUACGGAAAGAUUGUGUCAACAAAGGCAAUCCUGGACAAAAACACAAAUCAAUGCAAAGGAUAUGGCUUUGUAGAUUUUGACAGCCCUGCAGCAGCGCAGAAAGCUGUCGCCUCUCUCAAAGCCAGCGGAGUACAGGCGCAAAUGGCAAAGCAACAGGAACAAGACCCCACAAACCUGUACAUUUCAAAUCUGCCCAUCUCCAUGGACGAGCAGGAGCUGGAGAACAUGCUGAAGCCCUUCGGCCACGUCAUCUCCACACGGAUACUGAGAGAUGCCAAUGGGAUCAGCAGAGGUGUCGGCUUUGCCAGAAUGGAGUCGACCGAGAAAUGUGAAGUCGUGAUUCAACAUUUUAAUGGAAAAUACCUGAAAACCCCACCAGGUGUUCCAGCCCCCGCCGAGCCUUUGCUGUGCAAAUUUGCUGAUGGAGGGCAAAAGAAGCGACAGAAUCAAAGUAAAUACCCCCAGAAUGGAAGACCGUGGCCGAGAGAAGGAGAGACUGGAAUGGCAUUAACAUAUGACCCUGCUGCUAUGCAGAACGGAUUCUAUUCCUCACCAUACAGUAUUGCUACAAAUCGUAUGAUUGCACACACAUCUAUCACGCCGUUCAUCGCUGCUUCUCCUGUUUCGACAUAUCAGGUCCAGAGUACAUCAUGGAUGCCACAUCAACCAUAUGUUAUGCAACCAACAGGUGCUGUGAUAACGCCAGCAAUGGACCACAGCAUGUCAGUGCAGCCUGCCAGUAUGAUGGGGCCUCUUACCCAGCAGAUGAACCAUUUAUCUUUGGGUACAACAGGAACUUACAUGACUGCGGCCGCAGCUGCUGCGCCUAUGCAAGGGACGUACAUUCCCCAGUACACUGCUGUGCCUCCAGCUGCUGUCCCCGUGGAAGGAGUGGUGACCGAUGCCUCGCCACAGACGGUUGCACCCUCAUCACAGGAAGCCAGCGGACAGCAGCAACAGAUACAGGUGGAAACCAGCAGCGAGCACGCUCCUCCUUAUUCGUACCAACAGUCGAAAUAAUGACAGGACUGAAGAAUGUUCCUCUGACAGCAUUGCCUUGACACAGGGAAACUGCACUGAGGAGGAAGCUUACUUCCAGAUUGCACAGGCACCAAAAGAAAUACUUUUUCAUUUCCUACCUUGCCCAGUGGAAAAAAGUGUUGCAACAUGCUGUGCAGAGUGAGGUUCAGUCACGUAGCCUGACAGUUUUGUUUCAUGUCAGCCAGCGAGAGGCUUGAAUUUUUUUCUUCAUGAAAUUUCUUGAAUUAAAAAAAAAAAAAGAAAAAAAUAUUUGAAUGUGCAGGUAGGUUUCAGCAAUGGUGAGAGUUUUGAAAUUAAGAGAGGAAGCAAGUUUGAAAAAAAAAGUUUGUCUUCCUCAGAUAUUAAGCUACUCUUUCUUUUCCUUCUUUUUAUUUCUUGUGUUACAUUUUAGGUUUUUAGAAAACUUUAGCAAGGAUGUUUCUUGAAUCUUUAUUGCCUUAAUUUUAAGGACGUCAAAGACUUUUCCAAAGUGAUCAGUCAAACGUCUUAUUACAAAACAUAAAAAUGAAUGAAUGAUUCAGUCACUUGGACCAAUUGAAUGGUGCAAGAUAUUAACAGAAGAGUUGAGUUGGUAAAAGAAAAACUAUUAAAUAAGCUGUACAGAUUUAAUAGAGAUUUUUUUCUUCUUUUGAAGAAAACUUUCUUAAUUAUGAAACAGUGGCAACUGGCAAUGUUUAAAGUAGUAAAGGCUGAGACAUAAUUUCUGUCUUAGUGAAGAACAGGAAAAAAAAUUAAACUUGGGGCUAUAAGAGAUUUUCAGUAUGAGAAAACAGUGGAAUCACUGCAUUACAGGAAAUGCAGUUUGUUGCAAAAUGCAGAUUUUUUUUUAAUUUUACAUGGCGAAACCGCUAUUGAUGGCAUUAGUGCUUUUUAUCUGCAACCUUUUUUAUGAGCUUUAAGAAGUUUUUAGUCUGCUUGCUUGUCAUAUUGCAAAAAAAACAAAAAAAUAAUAGCAGUGCAAAACUACAUAGAUAGGAGCUUAUGGUUAAACCUAUUAGUGCAAAAGCAAUAGAUAGAAGAAAUUGUUGACAAUUUCUGUAGUCUUUCAUAGUUGUCGAUCAAAUGCAGCCUAUGGAUGGCCUAUUUUAUACCAAAGAUGAAGUGACACCCUAAAGCAGCUGAGGAGAUAGAGAUUUUUUCAGUUUUAUUUUGUUGUUGUUGACGUUGUUGUUUUUUUUUUUAAGUCUUUAUUUGACCUAGAUGGCCGGACCAGUUCUUAAUUUUGUUUCUUGGUUUAAACUAUCUUCCACUGGUGUCGUGUAACAUUCACUCUUGGAAAGACAAAAAAAAAGGAUUGGGAUCUGUUUAAACGGAUUUAAGCAGUGACGCAUCGAAGUAUUGUCAAUCUUAAAACAUGUUAACCUGUUGUAAUGAAAAAAAAAACAUCUUUCCAUUG